CCAAGCGUUGGUUUACAUUAAUUAGUAAAUAGAAUAGACCUUAAUGAAACAGUUUCCCAGGUCACUGCUGUUAUCAUUAACACGUCGCUAUAUUAAUAUUACUAUUCUUAAGUUAGAAAGUGGCCAUUGUUAAAGUGAGUCGGAUGCUUGUUUUUAAAUAUUUGGAAGGUUGAUAACUUACGUGUUUGACGUAAUGAGGCCUCGCGGUGGUCACGUGAUUUUUUUGGCUUGUGCCAUAACAUCCAGCCGCUGGUGUCGGGUAGUCUGCUUCGAGUGAAACAUCAGUAGCUAGCUGCAGAUACAGGUACAAUGGAUUUCAACGUGAAAAAAAUAGCCUCCGGAGCCGGACUGUUUUUCACACGCGCUGUCCAGUUCACAGAGGAGAAGCUGGGCCAGGCGGAGAAGACUGAGCUGGAUGCUCACUUUGAGAACCUGAUGAGCCGCGCAGACUGCACCAAAAACUGGACUGAGAAAAUCUACAGACAGACUGAGGUCCUGCUGCAGCCCAACCCAAGUAUGACAUCAAUACAGCAAGAGUGUGUGGGAUUUGAAAUGAAGGUUUUGUGGUCACUGGAUCUGUUUCUUGCAGGGAGUACUUUGAUUGAGGUGGGAGAAUGUGAGAGAAGACUAGGAGCGGCAGAGAGGGAGUUCCUCCAAACAUCAGCCAUCAGCUUUCUUAGCCCUCUCAGGAAUUUUCUGGAAGGAGACUGGAGGACUAUUUUAAAAGAACGGCGUCUUCUGGAGAACCUUCGCCUGGACCUGGAUGCCUGUAAAACACGUCUGAAGAAGGCCAAAGUGGCUGAGGCUAAGGCUGCAAUGGCUCCAGAUUUUCAGGAGACCAGACCCCGCAACUAUGUGCUUUCUGCCAGUGCCUCUGCGCUCUGGAGUGAGGAAGUGGAAAAAGCAGAACAUGAGCUUCGAGUGGCACAAACAGAGUUUGACCGCCAAGCAGAAGUUACACGGCUGCUUUUGGAGGGCAUCAGUAGUACACAUGUAAACCACUUGCGCUGCCUGCAUGAGUUUGUGGAGGCCCAAGCAGCUUACUAUAAGCGGUGUCACUUUCACAUGCAAGAACUACAGAAGGAACUGGGAAGGCUUCCCAAUGCAUUUGCACUUAACUCCCACCCCUCCGUGGCCACUGCUGGCUCUGCAUCAGAAGGCAUCAGCAGCCCUGUGGAGACAGACACACUGAAGAUUGAGGAAGUCCAGGCACCAGCUACAGGAACCCGCAAGGCCAAAGUCCUUUACGAUUACGAUGCUGCUGACUCCAGUGAGCUCUCCCUUUUAGCUGAUGAGGUGAGGUUGCAUUAUCUACCUGCAACUAGCAGGACGAAUAAUGACUGUUGACCACUGGCUAGAAAUCUCUCUCUAAACAAAAACCUCACUCGUUGGAAUGUGUCUGCCCUUUCUCCUCAAGGUACAGUUUUUUAUUUCUGAUGUUAUUUCUGAUGAUAGUGGAGUCUGUCUUUACUUAAUGGCCCACCUCCCCGACCCUAACGAAUCUCAUCUCACCCUUUUAUCAGCAAAGAGCAAUAGAAUACAUACAGGUAGCAGCUUCUCAUGAUGGCAAACAUCAGACUGGAUCAGCUGUAGCUGAUUAACAUUUAAAAAUUCAAGUUUGUCUGUUCAGUUUAGUGUGCUCUCUGCAGCUACAUCACUCUGUAACACCGCUAUACCACUGACUGUGGACAACAGGGACAAAUAGAGUAGUGACUCUCUGGUGACAUACAUCAACUACAGAUAUUAACAGCUUGUUUGCACAUCACUGCAUUCCUGUGAAACAAACUGCAGCAAGACAUACAUAUAUAUAUAUUUUUUAUCUUAAUAAAACCAUAUUAGUUUAAGUAUGCACUAUAUUUACAAUGUAACGUGAAACCCACGCCCUCUUGAUGGGGAACUGAAACUGUUAUAUCCAACUAUGCUCUUUUCAAACCUACCAGUCUGACUUUGGUGUUAUAACAUGUUAGUUUGGACCACCAAAGUCACAUAAUAACUUUCAUGUCAGUCCCUAUUGGAAAGAACAAGUCUUUAAAUUCAAUUCAAUUGCUCCUUUUCAUAACAAAGAAUUACGUCCAACAUACGGUAUGUUGUGCUGUUGAGGUGUUUGUACCUUUCUCUCUGAUGUAAUUUCAACUAGCACAGCACAGACUGUCCUCCAUCUCACAAGGGGGACGUGUGGCACAUAUCAGUAGACCACUAAUCCAUUGUGCUUUUCACUUACUGAAUUUUACGUGUCAUCAGAAUCACAUGACUGCAAAGAAGCUAUCGAAUGUGUCGUAUACAUUUCAUAUAUGAUGCUGUUCAUUUCAUUUUCAGUAAAAAACUGGUGUUUCUGCCCUCACAGCCAACAUAAGGUGAUUAGACAUCUUUAAGUUGGAGUUAUUUUUGGCUUUAGUUACUAGCAAAUGUUGAAAAGUUAACCCUUUUAAGAUGCAAUAAGGAAUUACAAAGGAUUCAGAUUGGAUAAGGUGAUUUGAUGGUGGAUUUAGAUUUGCUAAAAUGCUAUUGAAUCCUAUUGCUGCUGACAUUGCAACUGUAGCUUUAUGUCAGCUCUGCAUUGGUUGCAACAUCUCUCAGGCAGAUGGAUCGAAGUCAUGUGUUAAGAGUGCUGUUUUUUUUCUGAACAGGGAAAUUAAAAGCUAAGAAAUUAAAUGAAAGCAGAAGUUGCACUGAUUAUGACUUCUUUCAAAUACAAAGCCAGAGUAACAGAUAGAAGAAGUACGCUGUUAAUAAGAAUAAUGACUGAACCAUAAACUAAAGACCACCAGAG
Molecule: messenger RNA, 2770 nt
Organism: Morone saxatilis (striped sea-bass)
Lineage: Eukaryota; Metazoa; Chordata; Actinopteri; Moronidae
Product: endophilin-B2-like
Exons: 9
Coding region: 310-1347 (345 amino acids)
Biological process (GO): membrane organization
Cellular component (GO): membrane; cytoplasm
Molecular function (GO): protein binding
Source: RefSeq, a predicted model, not a curated record